Corvus hawaiiensis (hawaiian crow) is the source of this 537-nucleotide messenger RNA. Its product is annotated as feather keratin 1-like. The transcript has 2 exons. Gene Ontology annotation, molecular function: structural constituent of cytoskeleton. The coding region runs from base 16 to 420 and encodes 134 amino acids. Gene Ontology annotation, cellular component: intermediate filament. The record is from RefSeq and is a predicted model, not a curated record. Lineage: Eukaryota; Metazoa; Chordata; Aves; Passeriformes; Corvidae.
UGUGGGCCUGGGGCAAUGCAAGAGCUGUAUAAAAGCAGGGUCUUCUCCGCACUCUCACAUUCACUCCACUCACCUCCAUCUCCUUGGAACAAGGUGCACCUGCAGCCCCAAGACAUGUCCUGCUACACCCCGUGCCGGCCCUGCCAGCCCUGCGGCCCCACCCCGCUGGCCAACAGCUGCAAUGAGCCCUGUGUCCGGCAGUGCCAGGACUCCACCGUCAUCAUCGAACCCUCUCCUGUGGUGGUGACCCUGCCUGGCCCCAUCCUCAGCUCCUUCCCACAGAACACCGUGGUGGGAUCCUCCACCUCCGCUGCUGUUGGCAGCAUCCUCAGCUCUCAGGGAGUGCCCAUCAGCUCCGGGGGCUUUGGCCUCUCAGGCUUGGGCAGUGGCCUCUGUGGCACGAGGUGUCUCCCCUGCUAAAGCUGCUGGCGAUGGCCCUGGGGAAGGAAGCCAGGGAUGCAGAGGGUGGAACCGCCCUGGGGACGAAGCAUCGGCUUGUUGCUUCCUGAGGGACUGAGCCAGCCCAGCCCAUGCCUU